This is a messenger RNA of Condylostylus longicornis, 780 nucleotides long. RefSeq names its product U-Kazal-Dg21.2-like. The transcript has 7 exons. Lineage: Eukaryota; Metazoa; Arthropoda; Insecta; Diptera; Dolichopodidae. Gene Ontology annotation, molecular function: protein binding. The record is from RefSeq and is a predicted model, not a curated record. The coding region runs from base 1 to 780 and encodes 259 amino acids.
AUGAAUUGUCGCAGUACACACAUAAAGAAAACAGAAGCACCUAUACCAUCAAAUAAUAAUCAAUGUCCAACUGCUUGUUCAGCUACAAUUUCAUCUAUAUGUACAUAUAAUGGUGAUUGUUAUCGAACUUUUGCUAAUGAAUGUCAUGUUAACGCAGAAAAUUGCCGAUUAUCUCCGCCAGAAAAUAAAUAUACAAUUAUUGUAAGUGGGACAUGUGAAAGUCAACCAUCUUUUAUUAAUAACAUUUGUCACUAUCCUAUUGAUUGUACAUUUUUUGAUGUGGAAGUAUGCGGUUUUAAUGGAUGCUGUUAUCAAACAUUUAAAAAUAUUUGUUUUCUUAAUAGUAGUAAUUGUUAUAGCAAAUUUGAAUCUAUUCUAUUUUGUAAGGAACCAGCAAGUGGUGAUAAUUGUCCUGAGGUUUGCACAACCCUAUAUGAUCCAGUAUGUACAUAUAACGGUGAUUGUUAUAGAACUUUCGGUAAUGAAUGUGAAGUUGAUGCAGAAAAUUGCCGAAAUCGACCAGGUGCACAUAAAUAUAAAAUAGUCUCGGAAGGAGAAUGUGAAAAUGAGCCCUGCUAUUCUGAUAAUAUAUGCCAUUGUGCUAUUGAUUGUAUCGCUAUAUACGAACCAGUUUGUGGUUAUAAUGGAUUCUGUUAUAAAACAUUUUCAAAUAAUUGUAAUUUAGAUAGCUACAAUUGUUGGAAUCCAUACGAUUAUUUUGUAUAUCAACAUGAUGGUGAAUGUAAUACAUGUGAAAAUCCAGUUUGUAUAGAAGAAUAA